Mangifera indica (mango) is the source of this 1131-nucleotide messenger RNA. RefSeq lists its product as uncharacterized. Bases 95 to 847 code for a protein of 250 amino acids. NCBI's taxonomy places the organism in Eukaryota, Viridiplantae, Streptophyta, Magnoliopsida, Sapindales, Anacardiaceae. The transcript has a single exon. The record is from RefSeq and is a predicted model, not a curated record.
CACCAUAAAUACUCCACCACCGUUCAGCAUUCCUUCCUUCUUACCAGAGAAAUAAAUUGCAGACUAAUUCUUAAAUUAACAGGCCCCUCGGGCUAUGAGUGUAGCCAUGUCUUCUCCAGGCGAUUGGACUCAAUUUUACCAGCAAACUAGUGUUCCAGUUUCCACCGAAAUGAUUCCUCCGGGACGACCUUCUUCAGGAAUCUCUCCUGUUUCCGAUUCAAUGAUCAAUUCUGUCACCACCACAACUCUUACUCCAUCCUCAGCUUCAGCUCCUUCGGGGUCAAAUCUCGGAAACCUGAGCCCCGACGGCCGAGUCUCCAAGCCAGUACGGAGACGUUCCAGGGCCUCCCGGAGAACCCCCACAACGCUACUUAACACAGACACCACGAAUUUCCGCGCCAUGGUGCAGCAAUUCACAGGAGGCCCGACAGCGCCUUUCGCUUCCGGCCCACACCCUGGAGGCCCUUCUGGGUUCAGCUUUGGCUUCGCAGGAGGGCGCCAGGUUCAGUUUAAUCACCCUGGAAACGUUAUUAUGCCUCCAGGUUAUCAUUUACAGUAUCAAGCUCAGGCCCAGGCCCAGGCGCAGGCGCAGACUCAGAGAUUUCAGCAGCAACAAAACCAAGGCAGCGAGUACAUGAUUUCCCUGGGAAAUAGUAACAUUCUGGGGCCUGGAGGAGAUGGGUUUUUUCAGAGAUUGGGAGGAAAUCCGAGGCCGAACAUGGAGAUUUCAGAUGAUCAGUAUGUGAUGGAAAAUAUGAACAGUAAUGUUUCAUCACAAGUAGGUGGAAAUCCAAAUCCUGGAAGGGCUGGCUCCAAUGAGAAUAGGGGUAACAGCUUCAUGUUUUGAGAGAGACAAAAAGAAGAAAGUUAGGUACUGACUUAUCUUUAGGGAGAACCAUUGACUUGUGUAAAUAAAAUCUUUUCCAUUAAAAAUGAUAGUUCAUUUCCUACGUCAAUCUAAUUGGGUGAUAAAUUAAGUUUUAAUUUUUGUUCUGUUUUUCUUUGAUUUUGUUGUUUGUUUUGGAAAAAAUCAUGUGCCUUUCUUGGGAAUUUAUUUGUUUAAGUGGCCCUCAAUCUAUUGUUCCUUAUUACAAUUAUAUUUAAUAUAUAUACCCACUAGUUGGAUUCUCA